Messenger RNA from Hyalella azteca, 331 nucleotides. Its product is annotated as MAP kinase-activating death domain protein-like. The record is from RefSeq and is a predicted model, not a curated record. NCBI's taxonomy places the organism in Eukaryota, Metazoa, Arthropoda, Malacostraca, Amphipoda, Hyalellidae. Gene Ontology annotation, cellular component: cytosol. Gene Ontology annotation, molecular function: guanyl-nucleotide exchange factor activity. The annotation marks the transcript as partial. The transcript is spliced from 2 exons. Gene Ontology annotation, biological process: regulation of apoptotic process; regulation of Rab protein signal transduction.
UGCGUGCGCAAGCCGGUGUGGAAGGGGAUGCUGAAGCUGCUGGGGGCGGUGGUGGCGGGGCUGGAGGCGACGUAUGACUCAUGCGGUGCGGGGGGCGGGAUGUCUUCGUCCCUGCACGUCCUCGAGAUCGCCCACACCCACUACUGGUCCCGGGACCUCAGCGACGGCCAGGGUCUUGACCCCGCCCUCCUGUCCCCGUCCUCGAGCCCCUGGAGCAGCAGGGAGAACCUGCGGUCCCCAGGCAGUCCCCAACACGCCGCCCCCGCGUCCCCUCUCCCCUCCUACGACGUCACGCUGUCCUCACGCAAGUCCUCACACUCGGGCAUGUCGG